AUGACAACCGAAGGCAACGUCCAUGGGCUUGACGAGCUGGGGCAGGAAGUACUCUGGAGCUCGCGGGGGCAGCAGGUGAUGAUGCAGUGGGAGAAGAAGUACAUGGAGCUAUGCGUGGACGCGCUCGCCAUCCAGCCGUCGGACCGCGUGCUGGAGAUCGGCUUCGGUCUGGCCUACUCGGCGUCUCGCAUCCAGACAUUCCGUCCCAGGAGCCACACGAUCAUAGAGUGCGAUCGGGAGACGCUGCAACGUGCCCGGCUGUUUGCAGCAGCUCACACUGGGGUGGAGAUUGUGGCCGGUACGUGGCAGCAGCAGUUGCCGACGCUGAACCAAUUCGACUGCGUCUUCUUCGACGACUACCCGCUUCCGGAGCUGGAAUCCGGGGAGUUCCCUACAAGAGAGGGAGGAGACGGUGGGCGACGGUCGCGCUGGCACGAUUUCCUUGAUGUCGCAUUGAAACACUGUGCGAAUGGAGCUAGGGUGUCCGGGUAUUUGGCUCGAGAGAUGGAUCUCCAGCGUUCAGGAUGCUGUGUAGCAGUAUCCGAGGUGCUUGUCGGCGUUUCUGCGAAUUGCAACUAUUUCCCGCACAAGACUGCUCUCGUUCCGGUGAUCACCGUUGAA
This is a messenger RNA of Phytophthora sojae, 621 nucleotides long. RefSeq lists its product as hypothetical. The record is from RefSeq and is a predicted model, not a curated record. The annotation marks the transcript as partial. Gene Ontology annotation, molecular function: guanidinoacetate N-methyltransferase activity. The transcript has 2 exons. Lineage: Eukaryota; Oomycota; Peronosporomycetes; Peronosporales; Peronosporaceae. Gene Ontology annotation, cellular component: nucleus; cytoplasm. Gene Ontology annotation, biological process: creatine biosynthetic process.